GUUGCUAUAAACAUGGCGGCGUUCAGCUCCGAUCCAAAACAUUAGGAUUUGACAUGAUUAUUUUGAUAGUUGCGCGAAUAUUCUAGAAACUUAGCAUUUCCAUCGACCUAAAGCAUUGACACCUUCAUUAUUAGGUUACAAGUUAUAAUCUGAUAACAUGGAGGACAGUUCAGAUCUACAGUCUCCAGAACAGUAUUUCAUGGAAUCUGAAGAGACCCCCUUAGAAUAUGAGAGUGAUCCUGAGUUAUGGUCAUACAGUGAUGAAACAUCCCAUACUGGACCAGAUGAGAAUGACUAUCCACUAACCACCCACCAGAAGAUAACUCAACAAGAAAAACUAAGAAUCAUGGCGUUGAGGAGACACUUAGACCAGCUGAGUGAAAAAGUACUUGAUAAGGAAUAUUUGGUAACAAAGACAAGAGAGGAGCUAAAAGCAUGUCGAGAUAAAGUUGAAAGCUUAGAAAAAGAAAGAGAUGAGGUAUACUCAUCCAUUCAGGAUGAAGAAGAAGCCAACAACAUGGCCGCUGUGUACCGACUUCGAGCAAAACACGAAACACUGUGUCAAGAACUGGAAGCCGAGGAGAUACUGGAAAAAGACAUCAGUCAGAGACUGGAACAAACUCAAUUUGAGUUGGCACAGGUACAAGUUGAACAAGGAAAAUUCAUACUCGUUGAGGAGGACUUGCAGAAAGAUGAAGAAAUGUGGCAGAGAGAAAGAACAGAGGUAGCAUCUCAACGAGCCAGGAAAGAGACGCUGAAAGCACUCCAAGCCGAAAGAAGGAAAAAGAACAGAGAAAGAGACCACAUUGCAGCUCUGCGUGAGAGGGACAGAAAACAUAGACAAGCCAUUGUCGCUGCAAGACGAAGCAGAGAGGCUGCCAAUAAAUACCUGAAAGAGACACUAGCAAGAGUUAGACAGCAGGAAUUGGAGGAAGAAGAGCGAAGCAAAGCUGAGAUGGAACAACGAAUGGAAGCUAUUAUAUCAUUGAAAGAAAAUAUUGGAUCCAAUCGGGAAAAUUUACGAGCUAUACAAGCACGGGAUAGAUACUUAGCUAGACAAGCUGCUGAAGCUGAAGAUAUGGAGAGACAGGAUGUGUUGGAUGCAGGGGGAAAUCCUGAUGAGGUUCUACUGAGGAUGAAAAGAAUCAGACAGUUUGAGAGUGAUCUGGAUGAGUUUGAAGAGUCUCAAAGAGAAAACAGAGUUGAGAUUGCAUCUCGCAUUUUAAAGGAAGAAAAACAGAUGAAGAAACGUAUGCAGCAGUAUCCUCAGUUAUGGCCAGAGUCUAAGAGAGAUAGAGAGAGAGCCAAGAGAGUUGGCAGACCUAAACGUAAAGCUAGAAUUGGUAUUAUUCAUGAGACGAGUGGAUCCUCAUCUAUGGAGUACAGUGCAGAUGUAGAAGAAGCCGCUCCUCCUAAGCUAAGCACAAGAUUGAUGCCUGUGUCAUCAGAUGAUGAUGACUUCAGUCCAUAUGGCGUAACAAGUCGUGACGAGAAAGGAGAAAGUGAUAGUGAAGAAAAAGAUGAAGUAUUAGCUCAACCCGAAUUUAAAGGAUUAUGGGAUUUAAGACAUAAAUCCUACAAGGUUCCUAAAGAAGAUGAUCAGAAGUUUGUGUUGUCGCAUUACCCGAGUAAAAUGGAGAAAGACAUAAUGACUGAGGCAUUAGAGAAACAAAGAUCAGGAAUCGUUAAGAAGCAGAUUGCAGCCGGUAAAGAGUUCAAAGGGUGCCCGUUCUACAGUAAACCGGAUGUGAUACAUUUUAAGGAUUUUGAUGUUGGUAAGACAUACAAGAAAAAAGUAAUCCUGACAAAUGUAUCAUAUAGCGUGAAUUUCCUUAAAUUGAUUGGGAUAUCAGAACACUUGAAGGACUUUAUACAUAUAUUAUUUGAUCCUCCUGGCCAGAUGUCUGCUGGUUUAACCUGUGAGAUGCUGGUUACAUUUAAACCUAUGAUCAACGAAGACUUGGAUGGUCAAGUCAGUUUUCUUGCUCAGACUGGUCCAUUCACAAUACCUUUACUUUGUACCACAAAGAAAUGUGAUAUUUCAGUGGAUAAAGAUCUUGUAGAUUUUGGCACUCAGGUCAUCGGUGAAACAUUAAAGAAGAGUAUUACUCUGACAAAUAAGGGAGCGUUGGCAACUCAGUUUGAAUUUGUCAAAAUAUCGGGAGUGCGACCUCAUACGAUGACCUCUAUGGCGUCAAUCGGAGGCAUGACUGGUUUGGAGACAGAGAAGUCAAUAAGUUCUACUGUUAAAGGUGCAGAAGAAGAAGAAGAAAAAGAAGAGAAACUCACAGAAAAUGGCGUGAAAUCACCUGAGCCAGUUAUUCAAGUCAAUGGUGAAGUUGAAGAAAACAGAUCAACGGGUGAUGUGGAAGGUAAACAGGAACCUGAAGAGAAAGAAAGAGACGAGGCUGCUGUGAGUGAUAGAGCAGAUUCUGCCAAGACUAUCAGAAGUGAAAUAACUGCAGAUGAGGAAAAGAAAGAUGGGGCGAGUACCGGCAGUGUUCCAAUCGAUCCAGUUGAUUUUGAAGAUAUAGCUGAUCUAGAUGGAAUGAAACUCGGAGUGUUAACCAGUAAUGAGAUUGGCCCGUUCUCAUCUGUCAAGCUGGAAAUCAUCUUUGCACCAACUAUUCCUGGUAAAGUGGAGACUGACUUUGACAUCAGAUUUACAGAUCCUCUGUCAGAAACGAUUUCUGUGCGAGCUAUCGCUAGUGCAAUUGAUGUGCCUGUAUGGGUUGAAAGACAGAAUGUGGACCUGAAAAUUUGUAUGUUUGAUAGAUUGUACCAAGACUCCAUUGUGGUUAACAACAGAGCUACAACUGCCCUUAGAUUGAGGUUUGAAGUCUGUAAAGAACUCAGGAAUCAUCUGGAAUUAUUACCAAAAACUGGUUAUAUUCAAGCGCAACAACAGUUUUCAGCACAGAUGAAAUUUUUGCCAAGACAUUCUUUAAUUGAAGAAGGUGGGAAGUACUUUGAUAAAGAGACUGGGGUAUUAGAAGCGCCAAUGACAAUACGUGUCGCCGACCAGACUGUACCUGUCCCAUUCACAGUGCAUGCAGUAAUUACUAACUCUGAUAUGGAAUUUGACACAGAGUUUAUAAACUUUGGUUACUGUACUAUAUAUGAAUCAGUCGUGACUACUGUCAAACUCACCAAUAAAUCCAUUUUGUCACAGCCAUUUGGAUUUGUCAGUCUGCCUGAUUUUGUAGAGGUGCAGCCAAACGAUGGAUUUGGUACGUUACUGCCGUUGGAAACGCUGGAACUGGAUAUUAUAUUUAAUGCCAAGAAAGCCAAGGAAUACAGCUUUGAGUUAACUUGCAAAUCUGGCAUUAAUAGAGAUUUCCAGAUUAAAUGUAAAGCUGUUGGAGUGCAUCCCCCAUUAGAGUUCUCUCACUCGGUAAUCCACUUUGCUGCCACUGCGAUAGAUGAUGCGUCCUUUGCUUCAUUCCACGUAGUCAACUCGCAUACCAGUGCCAAUGAAUUCACACAUCCAGUACCCAGAAUUGGCAAAGGUGAUAUUGUUCCUGUUGGUCCAACGUCGUUUGAAUUUGUACUGCCAGAGGACACUCAGCUUACUGUGUCUCCCAGAGUUGGCACUGUCCACCCUGGAAAGAAACAAGCUAUCUCUGUGAAAUUUCAACCUCUACUAACGGACUCUGCCAUACGAGAAGAAGCAGUGCGUAUGAUAACGAGAAAUCUUGAAGCCAAGGCUAGAAAGGAGUUUGAAGAAGCCCAACUUGCGGCAAUUAGGAGUGCUGAAGCUGCUGCUGAUGGGAAAGUGAAAGGUAAACCUGGUAAGAAAGGUGCAGCCAAUAAGUCACCACUUGGUAAAUGUAAAAUACCGAUGGGAAAAGCACCAAGUCCUACAUUAUCGUCAGGACCGAGGGCAAUCACACCACCAAAUACCGAAGAUAUUGACCCAAAAUCCAAUGACUAUACAGCAGCUAAGAGUUCCUUAUUGCGUAGUUACAAGGGUAAUUUUAGCAGUUACUCCAUUCCAUGUUUUGUGGCUUCAGGAAUUCCUGGUGAUCCGGGAACUCUUCCAUACAGCGUUUAUAACACUCUGUAUUUGGAAGUUCAUUGUCCCACUGUGAAGCCAUGUUUGGUUGUUAUAUCUAAUCACGGUAGAACAACUACCGACUUUGGUGAAGUCUCCAUUGGACAGAAUAUCAUCAAGUCUAUCACCAUACAAAACAUAUCAGAUCAGCAAGUUGAUCUGAAAUCAUCAUUAUUAGAUCCUGUUGGUCCAUUUGUUUUACUGAAUGCAUUACGUCCAUUACCGCCCGAUACAACGCACACGUUACUUAUAUCAUUUACGCCUAAACAAGGAAAAAUUUUUUAUGAAAUGUUAGACAUCUGCUCUCCCACGUCUACCUUAUCCAUAAAUUUACAAGGCCAAGGUGUCAGCCCCAAAGUAACAGUAUCUGUAGAAAAUGGUGUACUAGACAUGGGAUAUGUAUUAGCUGGUGAAGAAACUAUCGAUACAUUCAAGAUUGAAAAUACUUCAUCAUUAUCUGUUGAUUUUGCAAUAAAGCUGGACAGUCUGUCACUGACAAAACAAAAAGAUCAACAGAGUUUGCCAUCAUUUGUAAAAGAAGACCACCAAAUGAAGUCAUUGGUUGGCACAGCGAAUCUGAAUGGUAGGAGCGUCUUUGAUUGUACACCACCACAAGGCACUAUUGAACCAGGUGGUAGCAAGGAAAUCACUGUGACAUUUUGUCCAGAUCACUCCAGUGAUUACUAUUCAGAUGGUGCUAGGUUGUCAUUGUUUGGACAAAAUGAGACGCAUGUCAUACGACUGAAAGGCAAAUCAAGGGCACACACAAUGUACAUAUUAGGAAGCGAUGAAAUAACAACAUGUGUGGAAUCAUUAGCAGCCACCCCAUUACCAGAGGAAGAGGAAGGUGAAGUGAAGCCGCCAGCUAUUCCAAUACUGCUCUCAUUUCGUAGUGUUGGCAAGGAAGAAGGAAAUCAACCAGCAAAUCGGACCAUAGAAGUUGGUGCAAUAAGAACAACAGCUGUCAGUCAGAAAAAGAAUGGUGAGUUUGCAUUUGACAAUGUCAAUGCCAUAGCAGUACAAGGAUUCCAGAUAGAUACUCAGAAAGGAAUGGUGGAAGCGGGUGCAACAAAGAGUGUUACAAUCACGUGGAUACCUCCUGCUGGACAUGAUCCAAAUUCGAUCGUGGAGUCCAGCAUUAUACUGAACAUGAAAGGGGACAUCGCUGAAAGAUACAACAUUCUUCUACGUGCUAUGGUUGUUUCAGAAUAAGUUGUUAAUAUGUAUCUAUAAGUAACUUUUAUAUAAACACCAUACUUAAAAAUUAUUUUCACUGUUGUGCAUACAUCUAUUAAACUUUAAUAUAUGAAGAUCCCAACAAGACAGCUCCUUUCAAUUUUGUUUUCAAAGCUUGUUUGAUUCUUAUGACUUUUGUGUUGAUGUUUUCCAAGGAUGUGCAUGUUCGUAUUCAGGACGC
Molecule: messenger RNA, 5471 nt
Organism: Saccoglossus kowalevskii
Lineage: Eukaryota; Metazoa; Hemichordata; Enteropneusta; Harrimaniidae
Product: cilia- and flagella-associated protein 74-like
Source: RefSeq, a predicted model, not a curated record